ACCUUUCUUAUUCUGCAUGUUUUCCAUCCAAUUCCAUUACCUUAUAACUCAAUUUAACUUGUUACAACUUGUGUGUUCUAUAGUACUAGUGAGUGCUCCUAUUUGUGCCUUUAUUCCUUUCAUCUAGUUGUUUACAGUUAACACUCACUAAGCCAAUUGCUAUCUUAAUCUCAAGUUAAUUUCCUAAUUUAUUUCCUAAUUUUUAGUAGAAUAUAUAUUAUAUAUUAUACCCCCUUUCUUAUUUUAGUCUCAAGUAGUAGAAACUAUUUGAUUUUUCAAAAUGAGGCACUCUUCUAUUUUUCCAAUAUUAUUCUCUAUAUAUUUUGUUACAUUAUUUUUUGCUAUACAUGCUAGACAUCAUUUUCAUACUAAACACAAACACUACUCACAUUCUCAUAAGUCAUCAUCUGAAAUUUCAUUAUCUCCUACUCCACUACCUUCACCAUAUUAUAGUGCUCCUCAAGAAGCUCCUAGCUUUGCACCUAGUGGUUCUUAUGAAGAAGCUCCUAGUCCUUCACCUAGUAGUGAUGAGAAUAAUUAUCAAAAUGCAUCUGGAUUGUUUGAUGUAAGAAAAUUUGGUGCCAUUGGAGAUGGAAUAAGUGAUGAUACUGAGUCUUUUAAAAUGGCUUGGGAUACUGCUUGUCAAAGUGAAUUAGCACUUAAUGUUAUCUUUGUUCCUAAUGGUUUUUCCUUCAUUGUUCAAUCUAGUAUCUUUACUGGUCCUUGUAAAGGUGGUUUAGUAUUAAAGGUUGAUGGCACUAUAAUGACACCUGAUGGACCUGAAUCUUGGCCAAAAAACAACAGCAAGCAUCAAUGGUUGGUCUUUUAUAGAGUCAAUGGUAUGUCACUUGAAGGAAGUGGUUCUAUUGAUGGCAGAGGACAAAAAUGGUGGGACCUUCCUUGUAAGCCUCAUAAGGGACCUAAUGGAACAACAUUGCCAGGACCUUGUGACAGCCCAGUUGCUAUAAGGUUUUUCAUGAGUUCCAAUUUGACAGUACAAGGACUUAGGAUAAAAAACAGUCCUCAAUUCCAUUUCAGAUUUGAUGGUUGCCAAAGUGUCCAUGUUGAAUCAAUUUUCAUAACAGCUCCAGCUUUAAGCCCUAACACUGAUGGAAUACACAUUGAAAAUACUAAUGAUGUCAAAAUAUAUAAUUCCAUCAUUUCCAAUGGUGAUGACUGUGUUUCCAUUGGAUCUGGUUGCUUUGAUGUUGACAUAAAAAACAUUACAUGUGGACCAGGUCAUGGGAUUAGCAUUGGUAGUUUGGGAAACCACAAUUCUAAAGCAUGUGUAUCAAACAUAACAGUAAGGGAUUCAGUUAUAAAGUUAUCAGAUAAUGGUGUUAGAAUCAAGACAUGGCAAGGUGGAUCAGGAUCAGUAUCAGGAGUAACAUUCAAUAACAUUCACAUGGACACAGUAAAAAAUCCAAUUAUAAUUGACCAAUUUUACUGCUUAAGUAAAGAUUGCAGCAACAAAACCUCUGCAGUAUUUGUAUCAGACAUUGUUUACACAAGUAUAAAAGGAACUUAUGAUAUAAGACACCCCCCUAUGCAUUUUGCAUGCAGUGACUCUGUACCUUGCACUAACUUAACUCUCUCAGAUAUUGAGCUUUAUCCUUCUCAAGGAGAUAUAUUGAAUGAUGCUUUUUGUUGGAAUGCUUAUGGAAAUUCAGAGACAUUAACAAUUCCUCCAGUUUUUUGUUUGCUGGAUGGUGUUCCUCAGUCUAUUCCAGCAAAUGAUAUUGAUCAUUGUUGAAGACACUUAUAUAGUGGAAAUGUGUGUGUAUAUAAUUACAACGGAAGUGGUUAAGGAAUAUUUAUAGAUAUAUAGUUGUAUGGUUUUGAGUAUUUGGGUUUGAUUGUUGAGGAGUUGUGUUUUAGAUGCUCCUCCCCAAUUGUUAACUAUGUAUUGUAUAUUUUUUCAAUUUGAAAUGGAAGUUUGCACUUGUUAGCUUGAA
Messenger RNA from Trifolium pratense (red clover), 1955 nucleotides. Its product is annotated as polygalacturonase At1g48100-like. The record is from RefSeq and is a predicted model, not a curated record. Lineage: Eukaryota; Viridiplantae; Streptophyta; Magnoliopsida; Fabales; Fabaceae. The transcript is spliced from 6 exons. The coding region runs from base 281 to 1753 and encodes 490 amino acids. Gene Ontology annotation, molecular function: polygalacturonase activity. Gene Ontology annotation, biological process: carbohydrate metabolic process.